UUAUCUUUAAUUUUAUAGAGACUAAAUUAUUAUCGAAUAAUCCGACACUUCCAUCAACAUCAUCUCAUAUGAAAUAUGUUAGUUUAUUUCUGUUAACUUUACAAAAUGUUACCAGUAUAUUAUUAUUACGUUAUGUACGUACAACAACAGGACCACGUUUUAUAAACUCAACAGCUGUAUUUAAUUCAGAAAUUCAAAAAACACUUUUCAGUUUUUUAUUAUUAAUCAAUGAAGAACGAAGUAUUAUCAAAGGUUUCAAAUUAAUAUAUACUCAAAUAAUUUGUCAAUGGAAAGAUACAAUUAAAACUGGUUUUCCAGCAUUCCUUUAUACAUUACAAAAUAAUCUGUUAUUUGUUUCAAUUUCAUAUUUAGAUGCAGCUACAUUUCAAGUUAGUUUUCAAUUGAAAAUUUUCACUACAGCUAUUUUUACAGUAUUAAUACUUCGUCGUCAAUUAAAUCUUAUUCAAUGGUUUGCAUUAUUUCUUCUUUUUCUUGGUAUUUCUCUUGUUCAACUCGAAAAUAUGACAUCACGAACGGUAAAACAAGAUGUUAAUGCUAUAUCAGGAUUAUUUUCAGUUGUUGGUGCUUGUCUAUUAAGUGGUUUCGCUGGUAUUUAUUUUGAAAAAAUUCUUAAAGGUAGUGGUGUAUCAGUAUGGAUAAGAAAUAUUCAAUUAGGUGUCUUUGGAAUAUUUUUUGGUUAUAUAACUAUGCUCUUAUCCGAUGGAACAGAAAUAAAAAAAAAAGGCUUUCUAUUUGCCUAUACAGAUUUAGUAUGGAUUACAAUUACAGUUCAAUCCGUCGGUGGACUUCUUGUUGCAUUAGUUGUUAAACAUGCUGAUAAUAUAUUAAAAGGUUUUGCAACAUCAGCUGCUAUUAUAAUCUCAUGUAUUAUUAGUAUGGUAUUAUUUGACUUUCAAAUGACAGUAUUAUUUGCAUUUGGUGCAGUUCUUGUUAUAUUCUCAGUAUUUCUUUAUUCAAAACCAGAUUUAAUUGUUUAUAUACCAUUUUUUGAUAAUAUUCUCAAAGAGAAAUCAAUUUUAGUUUAA
Messenger RNA from Adineta steineri, 1046 nucleotides. NCBI's taxonomy places the organism in Eukaryota, Metazoa, Rotifera, Eurotatoria, Adinetida, Adinetidae. The record is from the annotation of a GenBank genome assembly.